GCUCCCGCCGCGGGCCCGGCGGCACGUUCUGGUCGGCCGGUCAAAGCGAGCCGCGGAAGGAAUGCGGGCGCGCGGCCGAGCGCGGGGCGGCCCCGGCGGCUCCGGGGCGCUGGUGAUGAGGACGCCGAGCAGGGGCUGAAGCCGGCGGCGAGGCGGCGACCAUGACAGUGUUCAGGCAGGAGAAGCUGGAGGAGCACUACGACACGGGCGAGGACCUGGGCAGUGGGCAAUUUGCUGUAGUCAAAAAAUGCCGUGAGAAGAGCAGUGGCCAGCAAUUUGCAGCAAAAUUCAUCAAGAAACGCAGAACAAAAUCCAGCCGACGGGGAGUAAGCCGGGAAGAUAUUGAGCGAGAAGUCAGCAUACUAAAAGAGAUACGACAUCCUAAUGUGAUCACACUGCAUGAUGUUUAUGAGAACAAAACAGAUGUCAUUCUUAUUCUUGAACUUGUUGCAGGUGGAGAACUCUUCGACUUCUUAGCUGAGAAAGAAUCUCUCACAGAGGAGGAAGCCACAGAAUUUCUCAAGCAGAUACUUAAUGGUGUUCAGUAUCUCCACUCUCUGCAAAUUGCCCACUUUGAUCUUAAGCCUGAAAACAUAAUGCUGUUGGACAGGAAUGUGCCAAAGCCUCGAAUCAAGAUUAUUGACUUUGGAUUAGCACACAAAAUUGACUUCGGAAAUGAAUUCAAGAAUAUAUUUGGAACACCAGAGUUUGUUGCUCCUGAGGUAGUAAAUUAUGAGCCUCUUGGCCUCGAAGCAGAUAUGUGGAGCAUUGGUGUAAUAACUUAUAUUCUUCUAAGUGGUGCAUCACCGUUUCUUGGAGAAACCAAACAGGAAACAUUAGCAAAUGUUUCUGCUGUGAAUUAUGAAUUUGAGGAGGAGUUCUUUAGUAAUACCAGUGCCCUAGCUAAAGAUUUUAUACGAAGACUUCUAGUCAAGGAUCCAAAGAAGAGAAUGACUAUUCGAGAUAGUUUGCUGCAUCCUUGGAUCAAGCCUAAAGACACCCAGCAAGCCCUUAGUAGAAAAGCAUCUGCAGUGAAUAUGGAAAAGUUCAAAAAGUUUGCAGCACGACGAAAAUGGAAACAAUCGGUGCGCUUAAUAUCCUUGUGCCAAAGAUUAUCAAGAUCUUUCUUAUCCAGAAGUAACAUGAGCGUUGCUAGAAGCGAUGAUACUCUGGAUGAGGAGGAUUCUUUUGUGAUGAAAGCUAUUAUUCAUGCCAUCAAUGAUGACAAUGUUCCUGGAUUACAGCACCUUCUGGGAUCUCUGACAAAUUAUGAUGUCAAUCAACCCAACAAGCAUGGAACACCUCCACUACUGAUUGCUGCUGGCUGUGGAAACAUUCAGAUGCUUCAGUUGCUUCUGAAGCGUGGAUCCCGUAUUGAUAUUCAAGACAAGGCUGGAUCUAAUGCAAUGUAUUGGGCUUCUCGACAUGGUCACGUAGAAACACUGAAAUUUCUAAGUGAUAAUAAAUGUCCUUUGGAUAUUAAGGAUAAGUCUGGGGAGACCGCUCUCCAUGUUGCAGCUCGAUACGGGCAUGUGGAUGUGAUUCAGUUUCUCUGUAGCAUUGGGUCCAAUCCAAACUUUCAAGACAAGGAAGAAGAAACCCCACUACAUUGUGCUGCUUGGCAUGGCUACUACUCUGUUGCCAAAGCACUCUGUAAGGCAGGUUGCAACGUGAACAUUAAAAACAAAGAAGGGGAGACUCCGCUGCUGACAGCAUCUGCUCGGGGUUACCAUGAUAUAGUGGAAUGCUUGGCAGAGCAUGGGGCUGACCUUCGUGCAACAGACAAGGAUGGUCAUAUAGCCCUGCACCUUGCUGUGAGACGAUGUCAAAUAGAAGUAGUUAAAACCCUCAUCAGUCAAGGAUGUUUUGUAGAUUUCCAAGACCGACAUGGCAACACUCCUUUGCAUGUGGCCUGCAAAGAUGGGAAUGUUGCUAUUGUGAUGGCACUCUGUGAAGCAAGUUGUAGUUUGGAUGCCACUAAUAAGUAUGAAAGAACACCUUUACAUCUGGCAGCAAACAAUGGCAUUCUUGAUGUUGUCAGAUUCCUGUGUCUUGCUGGUGCCAAUGUAGAAGCUUUAACCUCUGAUGGGAAAACAGCAGAAGAUCUUGCCAGAGCGGAGAAGCAUGAACACGUAGCCAAUCUGCUUGCAAGACUUAAAAAGGAUACACACCGGGGACUUUUUAUCCAGCAGCUGCGGCACACACAGAAUCCACAGCCCCGGAUCAAGUUGAAGUUGUUUGGACACUCUGGUACUGGGAAGACAACUCUUGUGGAGUCUCUCAAGUGUGGCCUGUUACGAAGCUUUUUCCGAAGACGCAGGCCUAAGCUCUCUUCCACAAACCCAACCAAAUUCCCUCCAUCUCCUUUGUCAUCCAAACCUUCAGUUUCAGUAAGCAUUACAAAUCUCUGUCCUGGUUGUGAGAAUGUCAGCGUGAGAAGCCGUAGUAUGAUGUUUGAACCCGGCCUGACCAAAGGGGUAUUGGAAGCUUUCAUUUCACCUGCUCAUCACUCUCACUUCUCUGCUGAUGACCAAUCCACCAAGGCCAUUGACAUUCAAAAUGCUUACUUGCACGGAGUUGGUGAUUUCAGCAUCUGGGAAUUCUCUGGGAAUCCUGUGUAUUUCUGCUGUUAUGACUAUUUUGCUGCAAAUGAUCAGACUGCAAUUCACUUAGUGCUUUUUAGUCUCGAGGAGCCUUAUGAAAUCCAAUUAAACCAAGUGACCUUUUGGCUCAGUUUCCUGAAAUCCUUAGUCCCGGUUGAGGAGCCAAUAGCAUUUGGUGGAAAACUGAAAAACCCCCUGCGUGUUGUUUUGGUCGCCACACAUGCUGACAUAGUGAAUCUUCCUCGGCCUGUUGGGGGAGAGUUUUGGUAUGACAAAGACAUGGCAUUGUUGAAGGAAAUCAGGAACAGAUUUGGAAAUGAUCUGCAAAUUUCAGACAAGUUAUUUGUCUUGGAUGCUGGAGCAUCUGGGUCUAAAGAUAUGAAGCUUCUCCGAAAUCAUUUGCAAGAAAUAAGAAGCCAGAUUAUUUCUACUUGCCCACCUAUGGCUCAUCUGUGCGAAAAAAUAAUCUCCACGCUGCCUUCAUGGAGAAAAAUGAAUGGACCCAACCAGCUGAUGUCCUUGCAGCAGUUUGUGUAUGAUGUGCAGGAACAGCUUAAUCCCCUAGCAAGUGAAGAUGACCUACGGCGUAUUGCACAGCAACUGCAUAGCAUAGGAGAAAUUAACAUUAUACAGAGUGAAACUGUCCAAGAUGUUGUGCUUCUCGAUCCUCGCUGGCUGUGUUCAAAUGUCCUUGGAAAGAUCCUGUCAGUGGAGAACCCAAAAGCCCUCCAUCACUACAGAGGUCGGUACACUAUAGAGGACAUCCAGCGGCUGGUGACAGAUAGUGAUGUGGAAGAGCUGAUACAGAUUUUGGAUGCCAUGGAUAUUUGUGCAAGGGACCUUAGCAGUGGAACAAUGGUGGAUAUUCCUGCUCUCAUAAAGACUGAUAACCUCCACAGGUCUUGGACAGAUGAGGAGGAUGAGGUGCUGAUUUAUGGUGGUGUUAGAAUCGUUCCUGUGGAACAUCUUACCCCAUUUCCUUGUGGGAUUUUUCAUAAAGUUCAGGUGAAUCUCUGCAGGUGGGUUCAUCAGCAAAGCACAGAGGGAGAUGCUGAUAUACGUCUGUGGGUAAACGGAUCAAAGAUUAUGAAUCGCGGAGCUGAGCUCUUAGUGCUGCUGGUCAACCAUGGUCAGGGUAUAGAGGUUCAAGUUAGAGGACUGGAAACCGAGAAGAUCAAGUGUUGUUUACUUCUGGAUUCAGUGUGCAGCACCAUUGAUAACUUAAUGGCCACAACCUUACCAGGCCUUCUGACUGGGAAGUACUAUCUUAGUCCUCAGCAGCUGAGGGAACAUAAUGAGCCAGUGAUGGUCUACCAGCCUAGAGACUUUUUCCGUGCACAGAGUCAAAAGGAGACAUCACUAACUAACACUAUGGGAGGAUAUAAAGAGAGCUUUAGCAGUAUACUGUGUUUUGGGUGUCUUCAUGUCUACUCCCAGGGAAGCCUAGGAAUGGAUAUUCAUGUUUCUGAUCUGAAUCUACUUACUAGGAGAAAACUAAGUCGACUUUUGGAUCCACCUGAUCCUAUGGGCAAAGACUGGUGCCUUCUGGCCAUGAACCUGGGCCUCCCUGAUCUUGUUGCAAAGUAUAAUACAAAUAAUGGAACACAAAACGACUUCAUCUCAAGCCCAGUCCAUGCCCUUCUGCAGGAGUGGAGUAAUGCUCCUGACAGCACUGUAGGUAUCCUAAUGUCCAAGCUGAGGGAAUUAGGUCGCAGAGAUGCAGCAGACUUUUUACUGAAGGCAUCUUCUGUGUUCAAAAUAAAUUUAGAUGCUAAUGGUCAAGAAGCUUAUGCUUCCAGCUGCAACAGUGGCACAUCUUACAACUCGAUUAGCUCUGUAGUGUCGCGGUAAGAGCAGGUGUUUUGCAUGGAGAUCUUUUCAAUCUGCAGAAAGGAUAAAAGACACAGUACAAGCAUUUCUGUGUAUCGUUGUUUAUGAGAUUUUACAUCAAAGGAUCUAUAUCCUUCUCUAGCACCACCUUUUUGUGUGUAAACUUUCUACUUCUAACUGUGAAUUGUUGCUCUUUGUAUGUUAAAAAGGCCAGUAUACUUCUGGUGAUUCUCGUCAUAAAAGAUAGGAGGAGAGGAAUAGCACCUAUUACCUGAAUCAUAGAAUGGCAGGGGUUGGAAGGGACCUUUAGAGAUCAUCUAGUCCAAUCCCCCUGCAGAAGCAGGUUCACCUAGAUCGAGUCACAGAGGAACAUGUCCAGGCAGGUCUUGAAGACCUCCAAGGAAGGAGACUCCACAACCCCUCUGGGCAGCCUGUGCCACUGCUCCGGCACCCUCACAGUGAAAUAGUUUUUUCUUACAUUUAAGUGGAACUUUUUGUGUUCCAGCUUCAUCCCAUUACCCCUUGUCCUGUUGCUAGCUACUAGAGAAAAAAUGGAUGUCCCAACCUCCUGACACCCACCCUUUAGAUAUUUAUAAAUGUUAAUAAGAUCACCCCUCAGUCUCCUCUUCUCCAGACUAAACAGCCCCAGUUCCUGCAGCCUUUCCUCACAUGACAGAUGUUCCAGUCCCCUGAUCAUCUUGGUGGCCCUGUGUCAUGGUUUUGCCCAGCCGGAGCUAAGGGGAAGAAAACCAUGACUCCUACCCCUCCCCCUCUCGACAGAAUGCGGAGGGGAUCGGAUAGGGAGGAAAAAAAAGUAAAGGAGCCCACGUAAGUUGAAAUAAGAACAGUUUACUGGGGAAAAUUGAAGAUGAACAACUAUAACAAAGAUAAGGGGAUAUUACAAAGAAAACUGGUGAGUGAUGCAGUUGCUCACCACCUGGGACCUGACGUGAACGACCGCUCCGGACCAGCGACCGAGAGCCUGCGCCCCCCGGAAGAGCUUCUUCUGGCCAGCCCCCACCUAUACACUGGGCAUGACAGUUAGGAUGGUAUUGAAUACCUGCUGGCCAGCCUGGGUCAGCUGUUCAGGCUGUGCCCUUUCCUGGUUCCUCACGGGAAUUAACUGUAUCCUGGCUCAAACCAAGACACCCUGUGCUGGACUCUCUCCAGAAGAUCUCUGUCCCUCUUGAGCUGAGGAUCCCAGAACUGGACACAGGACUCCAAAUGAGGCCUCACCAGGGCAGAGGAGAGGGGAAAAAGAACUUCCCUUGACCUGCUGGCCACACUCUUCUUGAUGCAUCCCAGGCUGCCAUUGGCCUUCUUGGCCACGAGGGCACAUUGCUGGCUCAUAUUUAGCUUAUUAUCAAUCAGGACUCCCAGGUCUCUCUCUGCACAGCUGCUCUUCAGCAGUUCGACCCCCAGCAUGGGGUGCAUGGGGUUGUUCCUUCCCAGAUGCAGGACUCUGCACUUGUCCUUGUUGAACCUCAUGAGGUUCUUCUCUGCCCAACUCUCAAGCUGGUCGAGAUCCCACCGAAUGGCAGCACAGCCUUCUGGGGAAUCAGCCAGUCCUCCCAGUUUGGUGUCAUCAGCCAACUUGCUGAGGGUACACUCUGUCCUCUCAUCCAGGUUGUUGAUGAAGAUGUGGAACAGGAUUGGCCCCAGAACCCAUCCCUGUGGAACUCCACUGGCCACAGGCCUCCAGCUUGAUUCUGUGCCAUUGAUCACCACCCUCUGGGCUCUGUCAUUCAGCCAGCUCUCGAUCCACCUCACUGUCCACUCAUCCACACUGCUUGAGCUUUCUGAUGAGGUUUUUAUGGGAGACAGUGUCAAAAGGCUUGCGAAAGUCAAGGCAGAUGACAUCCGCUGCUGUCCUCUCAUCUAGCCAGCUGGUUAUGCACUCACAGAAGGCUAUCAGAUUGGUGAAUCCAUAUUGACUCCCCCGAUAACCAUCUUAUCCUUCAUAUGUUCGGUGAUAACAUUCAGGAUGAGUUGUUCCAUCACUUUCCCAGGGAUGGAGGUGAGGCUGACCAGCCUGUAGUUUCCUGGGUCGUCCUUCCUGCCCUUUUUGAAGACUGGCGUGGCAUUGACCUUUCUCCAGUCCCCAGGCACCUCACCUGUCCUCCAUGAUUGUUAAAAAAUGAUAGAGAGAGGCUUAGCAAUCACAUCAGACAGCUCUCUCAGCACUCUAGGAUGCAUCCCAUCAGGACCCAUCAACUUAUGAGCCUUAAGCUUGGCCAACAAGUCUUUAACCUCUUCCACUUCCACCCAGGGUAAGUCCUCUGCUGUCCUGGCCAUCCUGUUAUCCUUGCUGGACUGGGCUUCCUGAGGGCUGGCCUUGGGUGUAAAGACUGAAGGCAUUCAGUACUUCGGCCUUCUCUCCGUCAGCAGGGUACUCUCUGUGUUUAGCAGCAGGCCCACAUUAGCAGUGGGCCCACCUGAAACAUGUAUUUCUUACACUGGUCUUUUUUUUGUAUUUUCAUCAUGGCCUCUGCUUAAGUUUUUUUUGUAUUUGUAAGGAGAGAAAUCCACCAUUGUGGUCAAUCUGACUGAAUUUGAAACUACAUUGUUUAUAGCUGAAAAAGCGAGUGCCUUUUGCAGAAAGGAGGGUGCAGUUGAUUUGAAUGACCCUACUGGAGCUACAAGAACAUGCUACCUCUGUUUCACUUAAAUUGCCUGCAUGCUUAUCAUUGCAAGUGGUGCUUGCCUUUUAAUUUGUCCUGCACUUCUAAGACAUUGGUGAUGACUCACGCAGAGCAUUCUUGUGUCAGUCCUAUGGGUAUAGACAUGUGAUGCCUAAUCAAUUAUGGUCAAAUCAUAGUGUGGAAAUCUCUUAAACUUGCCAAUUACCAUGCUUCAUUAUUUCUAUGCACCUCAGGUAAAAGUUCAUAUCAUUAUAGAGCUCAAAAAUACACAAGUCUUGGAUACUGCAGAGUAAUGUUAUAUAGUUGUCAGUUGUAAUUUGUGUAUAACAAAGGUUUUCUACUGUUACAUCCUGCAUUACUUACUUCCUGUACUUGAAAACUUUGAUGGGGAUAAAAACAAAAAGGAAGCAAGGUUUCUUGCAGUGAUAACUUUUAAUUGUUAUGAGGGACUAUGACCCAUUCUCUGUUCUUAAACGCAUGUAAUUCUAAUGGUGCGAUGUGUGUUUCUUUAUAUACAUGGUAUGUACAUAUAUUAAUACUAUUUUUUCCUUAAUCGUACAAUGUAGUAAAAUU
Molecule: messenger RNA, 7648 nt
Organism: Colius striatus (speckled mousebird)
Lineage: Eukaryota; Metazoa; Chordata; Aves; Coliiformes; Coliidae
Gene: DAPK1
Product: death associated protein kinase 1
Exons: 26
Coding region: 162-4454 (1430 amino acids)
Biological process (GO): intracellular signal transduction; MyD88-dependent toll-like receptor signaling pathway; protein phosphorylation
Cellular component (GO): nucleus; cytoplasm
Molecular function (GO): protein serine/threonine kinase activity; TIR domain binding; ATP binding
Source: RefSeq, a predicted model, not a curated record